Molecule: messenger RNA, 771 nt
Organism: Haemonchus placei
Lineage: Eukaryota; Metazoa; Nematoda; Chromadorea; Rhabditida; Trichostrongylidae
Source: the annotation of a GenBank genome assembly
ACCAACCAGAUAGCCAGGAAUUCAAAGGAGACGGUCAAUGAACCGGAAAAAGCUAAAUGUCCACCUCGUUCUUCACCUAAAAGAGUUGCAACCGCGAGAAGCUCAUCGUUCUCAUCGAAGCCAUCGUCUGGCUCGUCUAUAGCGAUUCGAGGUGCAGCUGGAAAAACAAACUCGAGUGAUGAUCACAGCACUGAAGAUGAUGACCCUCUGGAGUUACUAUAUACGAGCGAUGGCAUCUCAGAUUCAUGCUACAGUUUCUCGACUACGAACAGCAGCCUUGAUACCGCUGACGAUCCCUCUAUGCUCUAUCCAACCGCUGCCACGUGCAGUUUCAGCAGUGAUCCAUCUGAGUCGGAGUCCUGCCAAGAAUCCGUCCAUACAGCGAACUACGGUUGGUGGGUGGACGGUUUAAGCAUUCCUCGUCGUGUGAAUUCAGUAUCGACCGGCAUUUGGUUGUCAAACUGUACGGAACCUCCAAGUAGCCUUUGCUCUGCUCGCAGUCUCUCAUCUGUUGAAAUCAUGACAGCCGAUUUAUACACAGGAGACAUGGAAACUGCCGAGGCUGCCGAGUCCGAAAUCGAGGCGGCGAAUCGAGUCUUUGAUAUUAUACUCAGCGCCAAAUGCGCAGAUGUGCAGAAAGAAGGUGGAGACGAAGAGAGUGGUUGUGGUGCCGAUUUGAGAACAGCAAACUCGAAUUCUUUUGAAAAUUUGAAGACGAAGCUAAUGUUGGGAUCACUGUUUGAUACGGAUGAUACUCGAACCGCUGUGUGA